Molecule: messenger RNA, 1053 nt
Organism: Lathyrus sativus (Indian pea)
Lineage: Eukaryota; Viridiplantae; Streptophyta; Magnoliopsida; Fabales; Fabaceae
Source: the annotation of a GenBank genome assembly
AUGAUGGCCACGCUUAUCAAAGACGCAGGUGCAAGUAAUAAGUACGAUGUUUUUCUAAGUUUUAGUGGGCAUGACACUUACACCUUCACAAGUAAUCUCUAUUAUGCUCUGCGCAGCAAGAGAAUCAAAACCUUCUUCUUCCCAAAGGAAAUUCAAAAUCAUGAUGACCAAGACCAACUUCAGCUUUCACCUUAUGUUUCCAAGACAAUUCAAGAAUCGAAGAUUUCAUUUGUUGUUCUCUCCCUAAACUAUGCAUCCUCCACCCGUUGUCUCGAUGAACUUGUGAAGAUCCUUGAGUGUACAGAUCCUCAAUUUGUUAGGCCAAUCUAUUAUAAUGUAAAGGUUUCGCAUGUAACGCAUCAGAUGGGGCCGAUUAGGGAAGCCUUUUUGAUGUUAGAAAAAAAUUACCCUGACAGGAUACAACAAUGGAGAAGAGCUUUGCGUGGUAUCACUUACGUUUGUGGAUGGCAUUUCGGAAAUGAUCAGUUUGAUUAUGAACUCAUCCAAAAGAUUGUUGACCUAACGGUGCGAUAUAUGCCCCGUUACGAUGUUUUUCUAAGUUUUUGUGGCGAAGAUACUCGUUACUCUUUCACAGGAUUUCUCUAUCAAGCUUUGCGUCGCGAGGGAUUCAAGAUCUUCAUGGAUGACGAGGGAUUGGAGGGUGGAAACCAAAUUUCACAAACUCUUUUGAAAGCAAUUGAGAAGUCAAGGCUUUCGAUUGUUGUUUUGUCUGAAAACUAUGGAUAUUCGACAUGGUGUCUCGAUGAACUUGUCAAGAUUAUGGAGUGCAAGAAGGCCAAAAGCCAACUAGUUUGGCCAAUAUUUUAUAAAACAGAACAAUCUGAUGUAAGCAAUCAAACAAAAAGUUAUGGGGAAGCUAUGAGAGCACAUGAAGAUAAAUUUGGAAAGGAUUCUGAGAAUGUCCAAAAAUGGAGAUCAGCUUUAUCGGAAGUUGCCUUAUUGAAAGGAGACCAUAUCAAAGAAAAUGAGUACGAAUAUGAAUUCAUAAAGAAGAUAGUGGAAAGAGCCGUUGAAGCUGAAAAUCAUAUGUGA